UGCUGGGGUUAGGUUGGGGGUGAGUCGGAGGUGCACCUGUAGGUACCUACUAGGCAAGUAGGUACUAAGGAACCGUGCUGUUGCUGGGCUGAGGGUGCCCUGGCAUUUUGCGCCGUUCUCCUCCCCUUCCCACUCCCCUCUUGGUCGCAGCGUUCGGUCACGGAGCCCAUCGUCCGUCUCAUGGGCACGACGCCAUGGAGCAGAUUGAGACGCAGGCUUCGGACCUGCGGUACCUCGUUCAGGCGGCUCCCGUUGCGCUCAGCGAUUCCGCGAGUGUCUCGUACGAGACGCCGCAGCCGCGCCCGCAGCAGGGAAGCCCAGCGGAUUCCGCGACAUUCGGAGACAAUUCCGCAGGCGGCGGUGGUCCCGGCGCCAACGGCGGCGCGAACAAGCGCAAGUCAGUCGACGAUGGCCCGGGGUCCAGCCAGAAGCAGACACGGAGCAAGAGAAACAGGUACAUCUCGAUAGCAUGGUGAGUCACUGUCAAGACUCGGCGUCUUGCGCUCACGACUUCUAACACGCCCCUCCCCCCCGCAGCAAUGAGUGUAAGCGACGGAAGAUCAAGUGCAAUGGCGAGACGCCGUGUCAGCGAUGCGGAAAUCUCAAUCUCGCUUGUCUAUACGCACCGAAUUGCUGCUCUAGCAGUUUCAAGGACUCAGACGAAUUCAAAAAUGUCACAUCACAGCUCAGCCGCCUCCAGGACGAGGUCAGCUGGCUCAACCAGACGAUACGGACCUUGCAAGCCGACCCAUCCCGACUUGCUGCUCCAAGUGAGCGCAUGAUGCCAUCAUCCAACUCGGCCAUUGCUCUGUCACCUUCACAAAGUUCGACCUCGAUGCAGCGACCCGACUUGUCAUCGCACGGCAAAUCAGGUGCCUUCCGAGGACCCACGAGCAUGGCCUUUAGCCUGGAUGUCGCCAAUACUACCAUUUCCAACAUGGGCUACCGCGGCAUCGACGAGGCCGACGAUCAGGACCAGCAGUCGAGCGACGUCACCAUGCAGAUGGGGAGUGCGCCGUAUGACCCGUUGUUCGAGUUUGACAAGGACGAAAUGGUCAGGCUCUGUCGUUUCCACGAGGAUGAGAUUGGAAUCAUGUAUCCCGUCCUCAACAUCCACACCGUCAUUGCCCACGCCAAGAACAUUGCGCCCUUUUUGGAGUCUGCUAGGAACCAGCAACGACCCAUGGAGACGAUCAACGACGAGAAGACGCUCCAACUCAAGAUGGUCAUGUGCUGUGCGCUCGUCGUGGAAAAUCACGGGCACAGCGACAAAGCCAGCCGGUUGUACAACAGCAUGGAUGCGAUUGUGAACCGCAAACUGAUGGCGGACGUAAGCGACAUGGCCAAUCUCCCACUGCUGUGUCUCUUGGCGGGCUAUCGGUUCUUGUCCAGUGACGAGGUCCUCGCCUGGCGUGUCGUGGGUCAAGUCGUUAGACUCUGCGUGGAACUGGGCAUCCAUCAAAAAAGGGGAUUGAUGAAGAUCCAGGACGAAUCCGAGAGAAAGAAUGCCCUCAACAGCUUUUGGUCCGCCUACGUUCUCGAUAGAAGGUGGGGAUUCGCAACUGGUCUACCGUUUACCCUACAAGAUGACGAUAUCGAUCCACAGUUGCCAUUCCCGGAUGAAUAUCCCUUCCUCGUGGCUAUGAUCACAUACUCCAGGCUCGGCGCCAAAGUCUGGAGGCAAGUAUCGCACUUCGGACCCGUAUUAGCCCGUGAGCUGAGGCAAGAGGAGAUUGACAACCUUGACCGCGAGAUCCUGCAGUGGUACGACAGCGUUCCGGAAGAGGUCAAGGUGCGAAACUGGGACAAGGAGAAGCAGAUGACAUCGACCCCAUCAUAUAAUCUACAGCGCUUACGGAUAUGGACGUACUUGCGCUUGAAUCAGAUUCGCAUCUGGCUCUACACCCCCAUACUCCAUAGUGCGACGAGCAUUAUGAGCAACCCGCAACAGGCGCAGCGAGUAGUUGACCUCGCCAAGGAUACCAUACAGUACCUCAAUCAUCUGAACAGCACGACGAAUCUGUAUCGCAGGGCCCAGGUCUUCUACCAUCAAUUUCUCACGUCAGCCAUCUCCGUCGUAUUUCUCGCAUCGGUGCACGCCCCCGUUCGCUUCAGCGCGGUCUGCCGAGAAGAGUUUUACAUGGCGCUCGACUUGGUCAAGGACCUAUCUGCCAAGAGUUGGGUGUCUAAACGCCUUUGGCGCACGAUCAAGUCUCUCAAAGAUGUCGCCCCGCGCUUCGGCCUGAAUCCCGACGAUGAUCCACACUCAAACGCCGCCUUGGGGAUGAUUGGGCUUGCGCGAGGCCAAUUCGACCCAAGCCCCGUUGCACAAACGCCGUUCCCGACCAUUGGCAUGCCCACGCCACAGCAGACGCAGGAAGUGCAAGUGGACCACAACGGCAAGAAGAUUCAGAGCGAGUUGUCGAGGAUUUUUGAGGGCUACGUGGGCCUGAAUGGCUUCCAGUAUAACAACAAUGAUGGCCACGUGCCGACACAUGAGCUGGCCUCCCCCACUUCUGCCAACAGCAUGUUCACCUCUGACGGGACCGUGUUCCCGCACCUCCGGGAGAUGUUCUGAGGAGGAACUGUACGUUGGAAGCUCUGUACUGACCUGAUCAGCCUUGAUUAUUGAGCGAGAUCGGCUGCUGGGUCUACUGGUUCUGUCGAUACUUCCCGACGACUCCAUCUAUGGCGGGUCAUUCUGUACACAUAUGGAACCUCUGAAUAUGAAG
Molecule: messenger RNA, 2732 nt
Organism: Purpureocillium takamizusanense
Lineage: Eukaryota; Fungi; Ascomycota; Sordariomycetes; Hypocreales; Ophiocordycipitaceae
Exons: 4
Coding region: 779-2578 (599 amino acids)
Biological process (GO): DNA-templated transcription; positive regulation of transcription from RNA polymerase II promoter by galactose
Cellular component (GO): nucleus
Molecular function (GO): zinc ion binding; RNA polymerase II cis-regulatory region sequence-specific DNA binding; DNA-binding transcription factor activity, RNA polymerase II-specific
Source: RefSeq, a predicted model, not a curated record